AUGCUAAUUGUUCAAUUAUUAAUGCUAAUUAUUACAUUAAUCUUAAUCAUAAGAUAUGGAAGUAAAAUUAGACAAAAGAUAAAAGAAAAAUGGCGCUUUAUCAGAUUAGUCAAUCAAUUGCCAGGACCUACUUUAUUAGAAAUGCUUGGAGAAGUAUUACGAUUUAAAAUGGACAGCGAACAAUUUACUUAUCAAAUGGAAGCUAUCUUUCGAAAGUAUGCUUAUCAGAAUGAUUACGGAAUAGUAUGCUUUUGGUUUGGAUUAAGACCAAUGUUAUUUUUGGCUAGAUCGACAAGUGCUAAGGUAAUAUUUGAAAAUACAAAAUUGACCACUAAAUCAGAUGAUUAUGAUAUUUUUAAGCGAUUAGUAGGUGAUGGAUUGUUAUCUGCAUCAGGUGAAACGUGGUUCAAAGCAAGACGAAUGCUAACAUCGGCAUUUCAUUUCAAUAUUUUACGAAAGCAUGUGGAAAUAUUUAAUGAACAAACAAAGAUUUUUUUUUUUUCUUUUUUUGAAAAUUUGCUGGAAAAAUUAGAUAAGUAUUGUGAUACGAAUGAAACUUUUGAUUUGUUACCAUAUUUGAGACGUUAUGGAAUGGAUGUUGUUGCUGAAACAACAAUGGGUAUUAGUAUUAAUGCACAAAACUGUUGUAAUAAUGAUCAGUACUAUGAAGCAUUGGAGAUGGUUUUUAAUUUAAUGUGGGCAAGAAUUCGAUAUCCAUUGUAUUGGUUUGCAGCUAUUCGUUGGCUUUCUGGUUAUGAUCAAAAAUUAGAAUAUUAUUGUAAUAUAUGCAAAAAAUUAACAAGUCAAAUAAUAGCAGCAAAAAAAAAGGAAUGGGAAGAAUUUAAUAAUCAACCAUCUAUUGAGGAAUUAUCAGCUAGUGGUAAGAAGCAAUUAACAUUUAUGGAUCUACUCUUCAGUGUUCGUGAUAAGUAUAACUUAACUGAUGAAGAUAUCCGUGGACAAGUAGAUAUGUUUAUGGUUGCUGGAAGUGAUUCAGUAUCAGCACAAAUUGGUUUUAAUCUAUUUGCAUUAGGACAUCGACAACAUUAUCAGGAAAAAGUUUAUCAAGAAAUCAAAAAUGUUAUUGGUGAUAACGGACGUGACAUUACAAUGGAUGAUUUCAACGAACUCAAAUAUCUUUUCCAAUGUAUAUGUGAGACAGGUCGUAUCACACCAAAUAUCAUUGUUAUAGCCAGGAAAAUUGAUAUCGAAAUUGAUCUCUGUGGUUAUACGAUACCAGCAGGUAUUACCUGCUGUAUAUCACCGUUUGCUAUCAUGCGAGACCCAAAGCAUUAUGAUAAUCCAGAGGAAUAUGAUCCCGAGCAUUUUGCGCCGGAUAAAGUGAGAAAACGUGAUCCGUUCGCAUUUGUACCAUUUUCUGCAGGUGUUCGAAAUUGUAUAGGUAGUAAAUUUGCUAAUUUGGAGUUGGUUGUAACUUUGGCUCAUAUUUUGCGACGUUAUCGAGUUAUUUCAAUGUUGCCGGAAGUGCAAAAUCGACCAAUACCGGAAUUUACACUAAAACCAAGUAAAGGUUUCCCGAUUCGCUUAGAAAGACGAUGA
Molecule: messenger RNA, 1560 nt
Organism: Brugia pahangi
Lineage: Eukaryota; Metazoa; Nematoda; Chromadorea; Rhabditida; Onchocercidae
Source: the annotation of a GenBank genome assembly